CUGCGCGCAUGCUGGGCCGGGGGCACCGCCGGGGCUCGCGCCCUGGGCUGCUCGGCCACCGCUGCCCCGGGCGCCCAGCAUGUCGGUGCACUACACUCUGAAUCUGCGCGUCUUCUGGCCGCUGGUGACCGGCCUGUGCACCGCUCUCGUGUGCCUCUACCACGUCCUGCGGGGAAACGGGGGCGUCCCGGCCGAGCCCCCAGACAGCUCAGACGGCGGCUUCCCGCUGCUCAAGGCGGCAGUCCUGCUCCUCCUCGGCUAUGUCCUUCUGCGCUGCCGCCACGCUGUCCGCCAGCGCUUCCUGCCCCAGCCCCCCCGCCUGGGGGGCCACCCCGCCUUGUCCCCGAGGCCCUUCAGAGAGCCCGGCCUUGGCAUCUUGCUGGAGAGUUACUAUGAGCACGAGGUGCGCCUGUCGCCGCACGUGCUGGGCCACAGCAAGGCGCACGUGAGCCGGAUCGUAGGCGAACUGGUGCGGGCUGGCCGUGCCCGGACGUCCCCAGGCCCCAUCCCCGGCGGUGCUCUGGCCUUGGCCUUCCGCGGAGACUUCAUCCAAGUGGGCAGCGCCUACGAGCAACAUAAAAUCCGCCGGCCAGACAGCUUCGAUGUGCUGGUGCCGCUGCGCCUCCCGCCGCUCGUGGCGCUGGAGCCGCGGAGCCUGGGCGCCGAGUCCUCGCUGGCCCCGGCUUUCCGCGGCUGCUUCUUGUGCGCCCUCAAGGCGCCGCCCGCGCCAUCAGGGGCCCCCUCGGGCCACUGGCUCCGGGACUGCAAACCCUUUGCCGAAGGCUUCUGCGUGGACGUGCGUGGGCGGCGUCACCUCUCUGCCACACUGGUUCUGCGCUGGUUUCAGUCGCACCUGCAACGCUCUCUGGCCACUGUGCGCUACAGCCUGGAGGGUCGCUGUCGGGUCAGCCUGACCCCGGGCGGCCUAGAGCAGCCACCCACCCUGCACAUCCUGCCCUGCCGCACUGACUACGGCUGCUGCCGCCUUUCCAUGGCAGUGCGUCUCAUCCCUGCCGUCCAUCUGGGCGACGGCGUGUUCUUAGUGGCACCGUCGCCCUCGCCCGCAGGGCCCCUGUCGGAGCUCCCGGGAGGCCUGCGCUCCGAGGCGCUGUGGGGCGUGAACACAGCACGCCAGGAGCAGAAGCUGCUGAGCUGGCUGCAGGAACUGGCCCCUCCAGGUGCCUGCUACCUCAAGUGCCUGCAGUUGCUAAAGGCCCUACGAGACCUGGGUGCCCGUGGGCUGGACCCAACGGCUGCCACCCAGUGGGGGCGCAUCCUGUCCUCAUACGUGCUCAAGAUGGCACUGCUGGCGGUGCUAUUGCGUGAGGGGGCCCCUGCGCAGGUCUGGGAUGAGGUACACUUAGGCGAGCACUUGGAGGAGGUGGUACAGUUUCUUAGGGACUGCCUGCUGCAACGCCGCACACUCUUCCACUGCGUCCUGGGUCCUGGCGGGGCAGCCGCUGAAGUGGGCCCCCUGCCUAAGGUGCUGCGCGAAGCCGCCCCAGUAGACCUCCUGGCGGCUUUCGACCAGCGCGCCCGGGAACUCGCAGCGGCGCGGUUGCUGUCCACGUGGCGAAGGCUGCCGCAGCUUCUCCGGGCCUACGGCGGUCCCCGCUACCUGGCCAGGUGCCCCCCACCCCGGAGUCAGCGCACCCAGGGAUUCCCUGAAGAUGAACCGUAAUUCGUGACAGCGCCCCCACCUGCCCAAAUGCUCCUAAAGCCUCUCCUGCGGUGUGGGAUGGGGGAGGGCGGUUAAGCCAGUUUAAACCUAGGAAGAUGAGCUGCAGAAGGUGCUGGGAAAUUUGAAAGAUGCUACAAGCUUUGGUGGCUUAAAUGUCACUUGGCUCCACAGUCUAGUAUAGUUAUAGCACCUUGUUCAUGCCCACGUGAAUAUCCGGGGAAAGGUAUGAAAAGACACCCAACUGCAGCAGCUAAGAAUUGGUCCAAAUAUUGUGCCGUGUGGAAUAAGUCUGUUGAAGGGCCCGGCUUUUAGGGGAAGUCCGGUAGAGGAAGCAAGAACUAACUGCAGGGGAAGGUUCCUUAUAUAGGUUCUACAAACAGCUCUCUCCUGCCCCCAAAUUUAAAAGAAGCUAAUGUUUUCGAGGUAGCUACUUGCUAGAUACUUGGUUCCCCCUUGUCUUUAAAAGGAAAAAAAAAAGUCUUAAUUCACAAAUGGAAUUGAAAUUCUCUUGCAGGGGCUGCUGUUCUGAGAACUUAGUUUUCACUAUUUAAUGUAUUUUGCAAGCAGUGCAAUCAUGGGUGUUUGACAGGGUUGUGAAGAAUUAAGUCACACGUGUUGGGAGGCACACAUGAGUUGGUUAGAGAGACUUUCAGAGGAAAUUCCACUUUAUUUUGAUGAAUUUCUUCUUUCUGUGGUGAUUGCUAGUGCCAAGCAUUACAUCUGAAAGGGAGACCAAUCAUGUUUAUGAUUAAGAAAUGGGCAGCCUUGAAAAGCAGCCAGCAGGCUUGCUUACCAUCCCUCCAGGGCACAAUCUAGGACUAUGUACCAGUCAGUCAACCCUGUUUAUUGAGCAUCUACUGUGAGCCAGGCAAGUGCAAAGUGGCAACAAAAUAAAUGUAUAAGACAGUACUGGUGAGGGCUUAAAACAUGUUGAGUUUGGAGAAAGAUGUAUUUCACAUCUUUGCCUUUAGGGUAUCUCACCAGGGAGGGUUUGCUGCUGGUUGGGAAUGGAACCUGUUUUGCAUGGAGAUUACUUUGUGGUUUAAAGAGAUAAUGAAGUGAAAAUGCCUGUUGCAGUGCCUAGCACGUAGUUGGUGCUUUUUCAGUCAAUGUUCAAUGAUGGCUAGUGGUUGAAAUUUUCCUUCUGGCAUCGCCCAAGUAGACUGAAGUGGACUUGGCCAACUUUGAAGAGCUGUUGGUUCUGCACAAGCCUGGCAAAGCAUUUCAUUUAUAGUUUAGAAUAUUGGGCUCUAUGUUUGAAGAGCAGAGGAGAAAUACCGUCGGGAAGACAGGCCUUGAGAGCAUCUACUCUGUUCUUUUUGGGCACAAAUAUCAUCACGCUGGGUAUAUUUUGCAGCCAGCAGGAGCCCACUCUGAAAUCUCUCCUGUACCCCCAAAUUUCUAAUGGCCCUCAAUUUUCAUCAGUCAACUUAAAAGUCAGCUUCAGUUUAGAACGGUCUGUCAUCCCCUUAAGAGCCUGGGUGGCUGCCAACCUAAAGACUGGCAGUUCAAGCCCACCCAGCAGCACCAUGGAAGAAAAGCUUGGUGAACUGCUACCAUGAAGAUUACAGACAAGAAAGCCCUACGGAGCAGUUCUACUGUGUAAACACAUGGAGUCACGAUGAGUCAGAACUAACUUGAGGGCAGUGGGUAUCGUUUUAUCAUCCCCUUGCCUGACUGGAAAAGUGGCUAGCCCCAGUGUUACACUUUGGGGUUUUUUUUUUUU
Loxodonta africana (African savanna elephant) is the source of this 3407-nucleotide messenger RNA. It is a transcript of the gene ITPRIPL2, whose product is annotated as ITPRIP like 2. The transcript has a single exon. NCBI's taxonomy places the organism in Eukaryota, Metazoa, Chordata, Mammalia, Proboscidea, Elephantidae. The record is from RefSeq and is a predicted model, not a curated record. The coding region runs from base 80 to 1681 and encodes 533 amino acids.